Molecule: messenger RNA, 153 nt
Organism: Ostertagia ostertagi
Lineage: Eukaryota; Metazoa; Nematoda; Chromadorea; Rhabditida; Trichostrongylidae
Source: the annotation of a GenBank genome assembly
AUGGAGGACUAUUUCGCUCCCCGAACAUGCCACGGACGACAGUGGAUGCCGGGGAUGGGCAAAAUCGCACGAAGUGGACGCAGAUUCACUCGGGUAGAUCCAUACCUGCGCUCAAUUUGUACAUACACGGGUGUUUGUUAUUCACAUCAAUAA